GUUAUCAAAGGUUCAUCCCAAGUUUAUUCUCUGCUUCUUCACUAUCAACAAUGAACGGAGAACUUUUAUUUAUUUUCUCUGCCUUUCUAUGCAUUUCAAAAAUUGUUAAUGGUUCCAUUGAAGUUGAGUCCGUUGGCGAAGAUCCAACUCCAUCACCACUUGGUUGUCAUCGUCGUAUGUACACUUACCGAGUCACUCAAUCGGAUGCCCAAGGACGCGAAUGCUGGGACUUAGUUAAUGUGAUGUCGUGUUGGGGUCGUUGUGAUUCUAGUGAAAUUUCCGAUUGGAAAUUUCCCUACAAGAAGGCCCAUCAUCCGGUUUGUGUUCAUGCUGCACGUGCUCCAGCUGUAGCUGUAUUAAAAAAUUGUCAUCCCGAAGCUAGUUUGGAAAUUAGAAAAUAUGAAUAUAUGGAGGCAGUGAGUUGUCAUUGUCAUACAUGUUCUUCACUUGAUACUGCAUGCGAAGCACCUGGUACUAAUAUAUUGGAGGAAAAAACUGGCGUUAAAAUUCUUGCUCUAAGUGGAGCUGAUUCUACAAAUUUGGACUAUGAGUAUUAAUUUUCAAAAAAUCAAAAAAAAAAAAUGACUUAGUGUUGGAGGAAAUAUGGUUUUUAAGAAUUUUAAAUAUUUUUUAUGUUAAUUUAAGUUCAUUUUAAGCAGCAAAAAAAUUAAAUAAAAAUUCGAAAAAAAAUUGAGUAUUACGCAAUACCAGAG
Messenger RNA from Episyrphus balteatus (marmalade hoverfly), 713 nucleotides. RefSeq names its product thyrostimulin beta-5 subunit (gene Gpb5). The coding region runs from base 51 to 557 and encodes 168 amino acids. Gene Ontology annotation, biological process: G protein-coupled receptor signaling pathway. The transcript has 2 exons. Gene Ontology annotation, molecular function: hormone activity. NCBI's taxonomy places the organism in Eukaryota, Metazoa, Arthropoda, Insecta, Diptera, Syrphidae. Gene Ontology annotation, cellular component: cytoplasm; extracellular region. The record is from RefSeq and is a predicted model, not a curated record.